AGGGAGCAUUCUGCAAAGUGCGCAUCCCCAAUUCGCUCCCGACCUCUCGCUCGCCCGAGCCCUAACCCUGGCCGCAGAUUCCUCGGCCGCCGCGACGAUGGACGGAGGCGGAGACCCUGUCGAAGAUUUCCUCCUCGGCGGCGGCGACGACCUCGCCAUCUUCUGCGAUGGAGGACUUGGGAUUGAGGGUGUCAGUGGAGAUGCGUGUGGAUUUGAGAAAUCUAAUUUGGGAAAAAGGGGUAGACAUGAACAUGAACCAUCUUCAUCUGGUCCAAAAUCCAAAGCUUGUCGUGAAAAAAUGAGGAGGGACAGGCUGAAUGAUAGAUUUCUUGAAUUGAGUUCGGUUAUGAAUCCUGGUAAGCAAGCUAAGUUGGAUAAAGCAAACAUCAUGAGUGACGCAGUCCGUAUGUUGGGACAACUUCGAGGUGAGGUAGAAAAGCUUAAAGAAUCAAACGAGAAGCUGCGAAAGACGAUCGAGGACCUAAAGGCGGAGAAGAACGAGCUCCGGGAUGAGAAGGUGAGCCUGAAGGCAGAAAAGGAGAGGCUGGAACAGCAAUUUAAAUCAAUUAGUGUAGCUCCCACAGGAUUUGUUCCACAUUUCCCUCAUCCAACUGCAUUCCAUCCCACUGCUUUUACUCCAUUUGCUCCACCACAGCAAGCUCCAGGCAACAAAAGCGCUCCAAUCCCCGCCACGUUCCCUGGGAUGGCAAUGUGGCAGUGGUUGCCUCCAACCGUCAUGGACACAACUCAAGACCCAAAGCUCUGGCCGCCGAAUGCAUAGGUGCAGCUACUGUUGAGUGCUGACUCAUGGUGCCAUUUCAUCCAUUGGCAAAUCAGACUAUCUGUUAGGUCUCUGGAGAGGAAAGAUGUUCGCAACUCCGGUCAUGUUUUUGCUGUAACUGUCGUUUCCAGCAGUUCUUACCAACUCUUGUUCUAUUGAGGGGUGAUGCCUGUAAUUAGUAUGGAUCUUAACCCUCCACUCGGCAUAUAUUUCCAUUGCCCUCUUGUCUCGUCUGUUAGCAUGACC
Messenger RNA from Phragmites australis (common reed), 1027 nucleotides. Its product is annotated as transcription factor ILR3-like. Lineage: Eukaryota; Viridiplantae; Streptophyta; Magnoliopsida; Poales; Poaceae. Bases 98 to 781 code for a protein of 227 amino acids. Gene Ontology annotation, molecular function: protein dimerization activity; DNA-binding transcription factor activity. Gene Ontology annotation, biological process: intracellular iron ion homeostasis; regulation of DNA-templated transcription. The transcript is spliced from 5 exons. The record is from RefSeq and is a predicted model, not a curated record.